AUGAAUCAAAUCGGGGUUCAAGAAUCCCAUACUCAAACCGACCAACAACGACUGAGCAAAGAGUGCCAAAAGGCAGCGUGGCCGACUCACAAGAUUGCAUGCAGGAUCAACGUGGAGAAUAGCAAACAACACCCGGAUGCACAGGAUGUGAUGAAGAAGCUGAGCGCCUUUUGCGCGAGGCACCGGCCCUCAUUACUCAAAUACGGGAUCCAAGCGCUGGAUUUGGCAAACGACCCUGACCGACGGCUGCGCAAUAUCCUCGCCAUUGACGUGAUCCCCGUUGUGGAUGAAGAAGGGAAUUCGAAGUCCAGCAGGCUCUUCUUGGCCUUUGAAGCAAGGGUUGAAAGUGUUGACGGAUUUCCACCGGAGCAGAGACAUGAAUUGAAGCUACAGAUGAAGUUGUUUGACGAAGACUCGAGACGGUCCGGAAAUAUGGGCGGUUUUUUUGUGAUUGUCAUUGACCGUCCUUCUGGGGCAGGAAACGUUUGCCCAAUGGGGUUCCCCAAGGAGAUUGUCAAUUGGGAACGUGCACAGCCGUGGAAAGAGCCUUUGUUAAAUUCUCUGAAUGCGCCAUUGAAAAGUUUGGAGGGCAAACGGGGGGUUGGAGUUGGAUGGGAAGUUGUGCCAAUGCCAGACUAA
Messenger RNA from Psilocybe cubensis, 639 nucleotides. RefSeq lists its product as uncharacterized. The transcript has 2 exons. The coding region runs from base 1 to 639 and encodes 212 amino acids. The record is from RefSeq and is a predicted model, not a curated record. NCBI's taxonomy places the organism in Eukaryota, Fungi, Basidiomycota, Agaricomycetes, Agaricales, Agrocybaceae.